GCGUAAAAGAAGAAUUUAGCCAGUGAAACCGGAAAUGUCAACUGAGUGACUACGAAGAAGACUGCGAUCUAUUUCUUUAUAAUGCAUGAUGGUUUGCUGAUUUAAGACGAGAACAACUUAUAGUGUCAAAACAGAAGCAAUCUGCGAAUAUGACAAAUGUGUACUCCUUCGACGGCAUCCUGGUGUUUGGGUUGCUGUUCAUCUGUACUUGUGCGUACCUCAAAAAGGUACCGCGCCUCAACAGCUGGCUGCUGUCAGAGAAAAAAGGAGUGUGGGGUGUCUUCUACAAAGCUGCAGUAAUUGGGACGCGACUCCACAUUGCUGUGGCGAUGUCCUGUUUGGCCAUGGCUUUCUAUGUGGUCUUUUUGAAAUGAUAGCCAACUGGACAGUAAUGGUGUGGGCAGAUUCGGGCUGGGAAUGGACUCAUUUUUGUGGUCAUCUGCUUAUCCUUGUUGGAAAACACUUGCGGGAUUAUGUGACCGAUGAAGCCCCACUGCCCUAUGGACCCGUGUGAAAGACUAGCCAGUGCUGCCCCCUUCUGGUGACUGGGUACAUUGCUCCUUCCCUUAAAAAAUGCUUGCGCACUACAGAUAUGAAGGGCAUACUGAAUCUGCUGCACCGUUACAACAGAGGAAAAAGUCUUUGAUCACAUGGUAUCAUUCUGUACUUGGGUAACACUGUUUUUUGUCUCCAUCAACACCCAUAAUGGUUUAUAUUGAAUGAUACAAGGUCAAUGGGCCAUGUGUUUAUUAUACAUUCUAGUUAUACACAACCUAAAAUUAGCCUACCUGUAUAUAUUUGUAAAAAAAUGACUAGUAGAGAUUUGCUGGGGGGUUUGUGUGAUCAUCUGAUCAAUUCAGCUUUCUCCUAUUUGUUUUUCAGUAUCGAUCUUUCUGUGUUAGGGUUGAAGGAAAGAUAAAGAAAUCUAAUAUAUGAA
Molecule: messenger RNA, 937 nt
Organism: Betta splendens (Siamese fighting fish)
Lineage: Eukaryota; Metazoa; Chordata; Actinopteri; Anabantiformes; Osphronemidae
Gene: tmem167b
Product: transmembrane protein 167B
Exons: 3
Coding region: 150-374 (74 amino acids)
Source: RefSeq, a predicted model, not a curated record